Galeopterus variegatus (Sunda flying lemur) is the source of this 2758-nucleotide messenger RNA. It is a transcript of the gene HEXA, whose product is annotated as hexosaminidase A (alpha polypeptide). The record is from RefSeq and is a predicted model, not a curated record. Bases 28 to 1617 code for a protein of 529 amino acids. Gene Ontology annotation, biological process: carbohydrate metabolic process; ganglioside catabolic process; glycosaminoglycan metabolic process. The transcript is spliced from 14 exons. Gene Ontology annotation, cellular component: membrane. Gene Ontology annotation, molecular function: beta-N-acetylhexosaminidase activity. NCBI's taxonomy places the organism in Eukaryota, Metazoa, Chordata, Mammalia, Dermoptera, Cynocephalidae.
CACUGUGAGGCAGGUGACCGGCGGGCCAUGGCAGGCCCCAGACUUUGUUUUUCGUUGCUGCUGGCGGCAGCGUUCGCAGGGCGGGCGACAGCCCUAUGGCCCUGGCCCCAUUACAUCCAAACCUCCGGCCAACGCUACGUCUUGUACCCGAACAACUUCCAAUUCCAGUACCAUAGCAGUUCGGCCGCGCAGCCGGGCUGUUCUGUCCUAGAUGAGGCCUUCCAGCGCUACCGUGAGCUGCUCUUCGGUUCUGGGUCUUGGCCCCGUCCUCACCUCUCAGGAAAACAGCAUGUAUUGGAAAAGAAUGUGUUGCUUGUCUCUGUGGUCAUACCUGGAUGUAACCAGUUUCCUUCUUUGGAAUCAGUGGAGAAUUACACCUUGACCAUAAAUGAUGACCAGUGUUUACUCCUCUCUUACAGUGUCUGGGGAGCUCUCCGAGGCCUGGAGACUUUUAGCCAACUUGUUUGGAAAUCUGCUGAGGGCACGUUCUUUAUCAACAAGACAGAGAUUGAGGACUUCCCCCGCUUCCCUCACCGGGGCUUGCUGUUGGAUACGUCUCGCCAUUACCUGCCGCUGUCUAGCAUCCUGGACACUCUGGAUGUCAUGGCAUACAAUAAAUUCAACGUGUUCCACUGGCAUCUGGUAGAUGACCCUUCCUUCCCAUAUGAAAGCUUCACUUUUCCAGAACUCACCAGAAAGGGGUCCUACAACCCUUCCACCCACAUCUACACUGCUCAGGAUGUGAAGGAGGUUAUUGAGUACGCACGACUUCGGGGUAUCCGUGUGCUGGCAGAGUUUGACACCCCUGGCCACACUUUGUCCUGGGGACCAGGUAUCCCUGGAUUAUUGACUCCUUGCUACUCUGGGUCUCAGCCUUCUGGCACCUUUGGACCAGUGAAUCCCAGUCUCAACAAUACCUAUCAGUUCAUGAGCACAUUCUUCUUGGAGGUCAGCUCUGUCUUCCCAGAUUUUUAUCUUCACGUUGGAGGAGAUGAGGUUGAUUUCACCUGCUGGAAAUCCAACCCAGAUAUCCAGGCCUUUAUGAAGGAGAAAGGCUUUGGUGAUGACUUCAAGCAGCUGGAGUCCUUCUACAUCCAGACGCUGUUGGACAUCAUCUCUUCUUAUGGCAGGGGCUACGUGGUGUGGCAGGAGGUGUUUGACAAUAAAGUAAAGGUUCGGCCAGACACAAUCAUACAGGUAUGGCGAGAAGAGGUACCAGUAACCUACAUGAAGGAGAUGGAACUGAUCACCCAGGCCGGCUUCCGGGCCCUGCUCUCUGCCCCCUGGUACCUGAACCGUAUAACGUAUGGCCCUGACUGGAAGGACUUCUACCUAGUGGAGCCCUUAGCAUUUGAAGGUACCCCUGAGCAGAAGGCUCUGGUGAUUGGUGGAGAGGCCUGUAUGUGGGGGGAGUAUGUGGACAGCACAAACCUGGUCCCCAGGCUCUGGCCCAGAGCAGGGGCUGUUGCUGAGAAGCUGUGGAGCAGUGAGUUGGUAUCUGACCUGAAAUUUGCCAGUAAACGUUUGUCAAGCUUCCGCUGUGAGUUGCUGAGGCGAGGUGUCCAGGCCCAGCCCCUCAAUGUAGGCUACUGUGAACAGGAGUUUGAACAAACCUGAGCCAGCAGCCCCAGUCACCGAGGAGGGUGCUGGCCCUAGGAGAGUGGUAGUGGGGCCAGGCUUCCACUGCAUCCCCGCUGGGGGACGGAGCCCCUUGCCCACGUGACCCAUGCCUGGAGAGAAGGAGGCUGGUGCUGGCACUGGUAUCCAAUAAAGAGUGAUGUGGAACUUGGAUUACCUGUGUAAAAAAAAAUGUGAAUGGCCCUAGAGUGAGGGAGCAGCCAGGACUGGCCUUCUGCUCUCGAGAGUGAUAGAGCUCAGCAGGCCCAUCCAGGUUGGGCUCAGUAUCUGCCCCUGGAGGAGCCUUAUAUGCUGAGGGCUGGAAAGGAGAACAGGAGCCUUUGUGCUUCUCUACUCACCCAUGAGUUGACAUCACUCCUCUUCCACCUUCAGACGUAUUCCAGACACCUAUCCCCAUCCUCAGCCUGGUCACUUCACUUCUGCAGGAGUUCUGGACAGUGGAGAAGGCUCCAGACCCAACCUGGUCACAGCAUAGCCCAUCCCCCAGGCACACUCACACGCUUCCCUACCCUCGAGCUAUUCUUCUCCUUUGGGUUUCUUGCUACCUCAGUUUCAUACGGCCAUCAUGUGAAUAUUAUUGAAUACGUAUUGUGGUCUAGACACUGGUAAAGUGUUGAAUUUGAAGGGCUUGUUCUUCAGAGGCCUUGGUCAACUCCAAAAUAACGCAGGCAACCUCUACCCGCCCCCCCCCCCCCCCCCACUUCCACCCAUUUUUAGCCCAAAGCAUCUUCUCAGGGAACAGAUGGCACAGCUGAGGCCAUGAGAACAAAGCCUCCAAGGAGCAAGGAGGUGCAGGUGGCUCAGGAACAGGGUCUUUGCCCAUGUGACCUGCUUUCUUCAGGAGGAAAUGUCCCAUUGUGGGCCCAGACUGCCCCCUGGUGGUUUCAUGUGCAGAAAUGACAGUGUAGCCAGAGGCUGGGGCAAUAGUGGACAGCAGCCAUCUUGGAUAAAGAUGUCUUGACCAUUAUUUGUUAAAUUCUUUGUCUGGUCCUGGGCUGGGAGGACAAUGGAGAGGUCCCAGGCAUUUCUUUCAGAAAGCUUCCAGUGUGGCGGAUAGAGAAUCUUGGGAAAGGCAGGCCUGAGAAGGUAUCUAAAUAAAACUUGGUCCUUAAACACCAUC